AUGACCUCCGACAGCAAUUCUGAUUACGUCUUCCAGGGAUGGAUGGGCCUUGACAAGGACUCCGUUGGGAACAUGAAAUGGCAGACCUACGAACCGAAGCCGUGGGAAGAAACUGACGUUGAUAUUAAAAUCACACACUCGGGUAUUUGUGGCUCUGAUAUACACACGCUUCGUAGUGGAUGGGGCCCAACCAUGUACCCCUGCGUGGUCGGCCACGAGAUCGUCGGCAUCGCCGUCCGGGUAGGAUCCGAGGUCAAACAUAUCAAAGUCGGCGACCGUGUUGGAGUCGGCGCCCAGUCCGACUCCUGUCGCAACCGAAGGGGUAAAUGCAGCGACUGCUCCGCCGGACGAGAGAACAUGUGCUGGAAAGAAGGCCGCGCCGAUACAUACAACGGCGUCUACCUGAACGGCGGCAAGUCCUACGGUGGGCACGCCGACUACAACCGUGCUCCGGGCCACUUCGUAAUCAAGAUCCCGGACCAGAUGAACCCUACCCACGCUGCUCCGAUGCUCUGCGGUGGCAUCACAACAUAUUCGCCAUUGAAGGCCAACGGGUGUGGACCGGGAAAGCGCGUGGGGGUAAUCGGCGUCGGUGGAUUGGGCCACUUUGCCAUUUUGUGGGCGAAGGCUCUUGGCGCCGAUCGAGUGGUGGGGGUUUCGCGCAGGGAGUCCAAACGUGCCGAUGUGUUGAAGCUGGGUGCUGAUGACUAUAUCGCUACCGAGGAUGAGAAGGAUUGGGCUCAGACUCAUGCUGCCAGUCUGGAUCUUAUUAUCUGUACCGUUUCGUCGCCGGACAUGCCGUUACGGGAUUAUAUGGGUUUGCUAGAUUCCUAUGGUCGGUUGGUUCAGGUGGGCGCACCUGAGGAUAAGCUGCCUGUUCUUUAUGCCUUCGACUUUAUUCCGAAAGGGAAGUCGCUCUCGGGGAGUGUUAUCGGGUCCCCGAAGGAGAUCGAGGAGAUGCUGCAGCUGGCUGUUGAGAAGAAUGUUCAGCCGUGGGUGGUGGAACGGCCGCUAAGUGACGCGAACCAGGCCUUUAUCGAUAUGGAGAACGGUCUGGCCAGAUAUCGGUAUACGCUUGUAAAUGAGAAGCAUAUUUAA
Messenger RNA from Aspergillus oryzae RIB40, 1098 nucleotides. Its product is annotated as NAD(P)-dependent alcohol dehydrogenase. NCBI's taxonomy places the organism in Eukaryota, Fungi, Ascomycota, Eurotiomycetes, Eurotiales, Aspergillaceae. Gene Ontology annotation, molecular function: alcohol dehydrogenase (NADP+) activity; zinc ion binding. Gene Ontology annotation, biological process: alcohol metabolic process. The record is from RefSeq and is a predicted model, not a curated record. Bases 1 to 1098 code for a protein of 365 amino acids. The transcript has 2 exons.